Messenger RNA from Torulaspora globosa, 1053 nucleotides. RefSeq names its product metalloendopeptidase (gene OMA1). Lineage: Eukaryota; Fungi; Ascomycota; Saccharomycetes; Saccharomycetales; Saccharomycetaceae. The transcript has a single exon. Gene Ontology annotation, biological process: mitochondrial protein processing; protein quality control for misfolded or incompletely synthesized proteins. Gene Ontology annotation, cellular component: mitochondrial inner membrane. Gene Ontology annotation, molecular function: metalloendopeptidase activity. The record is from RefSeq and is a predicted model, not a curated record. Bases 1 to 1053 code for a protein of 350 amino acids.
AUGAACGUCCAAUUUAGAGAAGUAAACUCCAGAAUGGCAUUCAAGCAGCUAGAUAUGUUAAGGAACUUAUUUCGCCGUUUUCCAAAUCAUUCAGGCCAUACAAGAUCGUAUUCCCAGUUCACAUAUAAAAGGUUCAACAAUGGCAAUGGCAACACCUUUCGUCACCUAUUGUUCGAUCCUAGCUCAAGAAAAUACCUUGCGAUAGUGUUCGGUGGUGGCUCAUUAUUCUAUCUGACUCAUCUAGAGGAGGCUCCAAUUAGCGGUAGAAGGAGGUUUAUUUGGAUUCCACCCUCAUUAGAGUUAAUGAUUGGGAAAUACACAUACAAGUCGGUGCUUAGACAGACUGGGAAUGCAAUCUUGCCACAAAAUGAUCCAACUACUCGAAGGGUCGCAAGAGUGUUUGAAAGAAUAGUUGAAGCUGCGCACAAGGAUUCUACUGUGGACAAGUCAUUGCUCAAAGAUAUAGAUUGGAAGAUUCAUGUUGUCAACGAUCCUGCAGCACCACCAAAUGCGUUUGUGUUGCCUGGAGGAAAAGUGUUUGUGUUCAGCAGUAUGCUUGGAAUCUGCCAAAACGAUGAUGGCCUUGCAACUGUUUUGUCUCAUGAGUUUGCCCAUCAGUUGGCUAGACAUACGGGAGAGAACCUGUCUAAAGCACCCGCAUACACGAUCCUCAGCAUCUUUUUGUAUACAUUGACGGGAGUUGACACAUUCAACAACAUUCUUUUGGAUGGACUGGUGAGAAUGCCAGCUUCGAGACAGAUGGAAACAGAGGCAGACUACAUAGGGCUAAUGAUUAUGUCUAGAGCCUGCUUCAAUCCGGAAGAAUCGAUAAGACUUUGGAAGCGUAUGGCAGAUUUUGAAAGUCGCAACUUUGGUGGAGCAGCCAAUUUCGAAUUCCUGAGCACGCAUCCAGCGAGCGAGAGGAGGAUACAGAACAUGGCCCAGUGGCUUUCGCGAGCACAUGAACUGUAUGAUGAGGCUGACUGUAGGAGCUUAAGACAGCAUUGGCAGCAGUGGCGCUCGAAUACACCAAUCAUCUUUUCUGGAUUCUAG